This is a messenger RNA of Plutella xylostella (diamondback moth), 1774 nucleotides long. RefSeq names its product ionotropic receptor 75a. NCBI's taxonomy places the organism in Eukaryota, Metazoa, Arthropoda, Insecta, Lepidoptera, Plutellidae. Gene Ontology annotation, cellular component: membrane. Gene Ontology annotation, molecular function: ligand-gated monoatomic ion channel activity. The record is from RefSeq and is a predicted model, not a curated record.
GUCGUUAUUCAGUUGUGUAAGUCAAGUACCUAGAUAAUAUUACAAUCGGCCAUCCAUGAUCCGUCUAUCGCGAUAUCGUUCCUAAUUUGACCGAAUAACGAGUAAAAUAUGAUGUGGUUUAAAUGCAGUAACUUGGUGUUUUUGUUGCUAUUUUCUUCACUUCAAAUUAGUUUCGGAUUAACAGACGAAGAAAUUAAACUGAAUUUUAUAAGAGAUGUUUUGAAGUAUUACUACAGACCGUCUGUCGUUAUUGCAUCUGUUUGUUGGGAUUCAAAGUUGAAAAUGAACUUGACGAAAAGCCUCGGAAACUUGGAAAAAUCGAUUCUUAUAAAAUUCUACGAUGAGGAAACACUGUUCACUCGUCUAUUGCCAGAGCAUCAUGUCGUGUUCUUGGUAGAUGCUUCGUGCAACUCUACAAAGUACAUUUUGGAAAAGGCCAAUAAUAAUACGAAAUUUCGUCGCCCUUUUCAUUGGUUCAUCCUAAAUAAAGACGGAGGCGAAACCAUACCAACAGAAAUUGAAACCCUUGAUUUGUUGCCCGAUGCUGAAGUGGCUAUUGUAAACCGCAUUCGAAACAACUCUUAUGUUUUGUACCUCGUGUACAAAAUCAGUUCCAAAAGCGUGUGGCGUACAGAGUACUACGGGGAGUGGAGCAUGUACACUGGUUUCCACAAAGCCACCACCCUGGGGACCUCCACGGCCAUGAGGCGACGAGACCUGGAGCGAUACGUCAUGCCGAUCGCUUACGUCAUCACCAAUCCUGAUUCUAUCAAUCAUUUUGUCGAUAGAGGUGACGGUGAAAUAGACACGUUAUCAAAAGUAAAUUACCACACGACAAAUAACAUUCUGUACUUCAUGAAUGCCAGAAGACGGUUCAAGAUAACCAACACUUGGGGAUAUGAGGUCAAUGGCACUUGGACUGGCCUUACUGGAUUUAUGGUUAGGAAGGAGAUUGAGUUUGGAGGCACCCCCCUAUUUCUGACAGCCGAGCGUAUCUCAGUGAUAGACUACCUCGCCUGCCCUACGCUGACACUCUCCAAGUUUGUGUUCAAGCAGCCGAAUCUCUCGUAUGGCAACAACCUGUUCCUGCUCUCGUUCCAAACGGCGGUGUGGUACAGUUCCCUGCUGUUGGUUUGCGUCUUCUUCUUGGUGCUUUUUGUGGUCGCGUUUUGCGAGUGGAACGAAAAGGGUGCUGAUUAUUUGGAGAGACAAAAGGACGCUAGCAUACUGCGUGCGAAGAUGGCAGAUGUUGUGAUUCUAGUGCUAGGAGCAGCGUGUCAGCAAGGUAGCUCUGUUGAGCUAAGAGGUUUUUCCGGCCGCUUCGUGAUCUUCGUUUUAUUCCUGGCACUCAUGUUCCUGUACACCUCGUACUCGGCCAACAUCGUGGCGCUGCUGCAGUCCAGCUCCUCACAGAUCCAGACGCUGGAGGACUUGCUCAACUCACGCAUGAAGUGUGGCUGUCACGACACGGUCUACAAUCGGCAUUAUUUUUCGACUGCAACAGAGCCGGUCAGAAAGGCGAUUUACCAGAAGAAGGUAGCUCCAGCUGGCUCCAAGCCCCAGUUUCUGUCCAUGGAGGAAGGAGUCAAGAAUAUGCAAAAGGGUCUGUACGCAUUUCACAUGGAAACCGGUGUGGGCUACAAGUUCGUGGCGAAGUUUUUCCUCGAGAGUGAGAAGUGUGGCCUGAAGGAGAUCCAGUACCUGCAGGCAUUCGACCCCUGGUCAGCCUCUAGGAAACACUCGCCUUAUAGGGAGAUCUUCAAAUUGGCGUAAG